Messenger RNA from Suncus etruscus (white-toothed pygmy shrew), 2124 nucleotides. RefSeq names its product putative zinc finger protein 66. NCBI's taxonomy places the organism in Eukaryota, Metazoa, Chordata, Mammalia, Eulipotyphla, Soricidae. Gene Ontology annotation, cellular component: nucleus. The record is from RefSeq and is a predicted model, not a curated record. Gene Ontology annotation, biological process: regulation of transcription by RNA polymerase II. Gene Ontology annotation, molecular function: RNA polymerase II transcription regulatory region sequence-specific DNA binding; DNA-binding transcription factor activity, RNA polymerase II-specific.
AUGGAGGCUGCUUCCUCUCAAGUUACUGUGAGCUUCCCCGAAGUAGCUGUGAACUUCUCCCAGGAUGAGUGGCUGAGUCUGGACCCCUCUCAGAAGAAUCUCUACAGAGAAGUGAUGCUAGAGACCUACCAGCACCUGCAGGCCAUAGGGCAUUGUGGGGUGAAGCCUGCGCUGAUCUCCUGGUUGGAAAGAGGAGACCUUGAAGGGCUGCAGAGAGGCAUAUUUCCAGUAUGCACUCAGAAAAAAUGCUCCUGGAGAUGUCAGGAGUGUGGGAACACUUUCACUUUAUCCUCAUACCUUAAUAGUCACAAGAGAAUUCAUACGGGAGAGAAACCUUAUACAUGUCAGGAGUGUGGGAAGGCCUUCACUCGUUCCGCUUACCUUAAUAGUCACAAGAAAAUUCAUACCGGGAAACCUUAUACAUGUCAGGAGUGUGGGAAGGCCUUCUCUCAUUCCUCAGGACUCUAUCUUCACAAGAAAAUUCAUACUGGAGAAAAACUUUAUUCAUGUCAUGAGUGUGGGAGGGCCUUCACUCGUUCUGCUCACCUUAAUAGUCACAAGAAAAUUCAUACUGGAGAGAAACCUUAUACAUGUCAGGAGUGUGGGAAGGCCUUCUCUCAAUCCUCAGGACUCUAUAUUCACAAGAAAAUUCAUACUGGACAGAAACGUUAUACAUGUCUGGAGUGUGGGAAGGCCUUCACUCAAUCCUCAGUUCUUUAUCAACACAAGAAAAUACAUACUGGAGAGAAACGAUAUACAUGUCAGGAGUGUGGGAAGGCCUUCAUUCAAUCCUCAGUUCUUUAUAUGCACAAGAAAAUUCAUACUGGAGAGAAACCUUAUACCUGUCAAGAGUGUGGGAAGGCCUUCAUUCGAUCCUCAGACCUUAGUAGUCACAAGAAAAUUCAUACUGGAGAGAAACCUUAUACAUGUCAGGAGUGUGGGAAGUCCUUCACUCGGUCCUCAAACCUUACUAGUCACAAGAAAAUUCAUAGUGGAGAGAAACCUUAUACAUGUCAGGAGUGUGGGAAGUCCUUCACUCAAUCCUCAAACCUUUAUAGUCACAAGAAAAUUCAUAUUGGAGAGAAACCUUAUAUAUGUCAGGAGUGUGGGAAGGCCUUCAUUUAUUCCUCAGUUCUUUAUAUGCACAAGAAAAUUCAUACUGGAGAGAAACCUUAUACCUGUCAAGAGUGUGGGAAGGCCUUCACUCGAUCCUCAGACCUUAAUAGGCACAAGAAAAUUCAUAGUGGAGAGAAACCUUAUACAUGUCAGGAGUGUGGGAAGUCCUUCACUCAAUCCGCUCACCUUAGUAGUCACAAGAAAAUUCAUACUGGAGAGAAACCUUAUACAUGUCAGGAGUGUGGGAAGUCCUUCACUCGGUCCUCAGACCUUAAUAGUCACAAGAAAAUUCAUACUGGAGAGAAAUCUUACACAUGUCAAGAGUGUGGGAAGGCCUUCAAUCGGUCCUCAGACCUUAAUAGUCACAAGAAAAUUCAUACUGGAGAGAAAUCUUAUACAUGUCAAGAGUACUAUUCCCGAAGUGCAUCAGCAAGGCCCCUUUGUACGAAGCCCUGUGAGAAUGUCACAAGCUUGAUCCAUAGGCAAGCCCACACCAUGCCCUGGUCAGAAAUGACUGCACUUGGACUAGAAAUGCUUAUAGGAUUCACCCCUGGGAACAAGCUCAUAUCCACGUGGAUGGACAGAGCCAUAGACCCCUUCCUUUCCUGGGAAUUCAGAAGUGCGUUGAGAUUUGGCCAUGAGAGGACCAAGGAAACUGUCCUACCUUACGGGGAAGAAAUUGCCUUGAGCCUUAAGCCCUACUUCUACCCUUUGCACCAUACAGGCCCUGGAAGCCCACAAUAUAGGCUGACUAUGGUACAGCAUCUUUACACACUUGCCCUGCUGGUAGGCUGGCAGCAGUGCCGUCCUCUGCUCUUAGGCCAGAAGUGGAUCUGCCCCAAUACUCUAGUAAUUUUGGAUGGCCAAGCCUGGAUCCAGACUAUUGAGCUUCUCGGUUUACCUAAAAAUCUGAUGGGGAUGUGUCAUGUUCUGGAUAAAGCAGCAUGCUGUGGGGUCCUUGACCAGCGAAACAGGGCUGCAGUGGUACCAGUGUUCAUCAGCAUGUGA